This is a messenger RNA of Lizanozyma spartinae, 1653 nucleotides long. RefSeq names its product isocitrate lyase 1 (gene ICL1). Bases 1 to 1653 code for a protein of 550 amino acids. NCBI's taxonomy places the organism in Eukaryota, Fungi, Ascomycota, Pichiomycetes, Serinales, Debaryomycetaceae. Gene Ontology annotation, biological process: carboxylic acid metabolic process. The record is from RefSeq and is a predicted model, not a curated record. Gene Ontology annotation, molecular function: isocitrate lyase activity. The transcript has a single exon.
AUGCCUUACACUAAGAUCAACGUUGACGCUGAAGAAAAGUUCUUCCAAGACCAAGUUAAAGAAAUUAACGAAUGGUGGUCUCAACCAAGAUGGAGAAAGACUAAGCGUAUUUAUACCGCUGAAGAAAUUGCUAAAAAGAGAGGUACUCUUAAGAUUGAUUAUCCCUCAAAUAACCAAGCUAAAAAGUUGUACAAGUUGUUAGAAGAGCAUGAUGCUGCUAAGACCACUUCUUUCACUUUUGGUGCUUUGGAUCCAAUCCAUGUUGCUCAAAUGGCCAAGUACUUGGACUCUGUCUACGUUUCCGGAUGGCAAUGUUCUUCUACUGCUUCUACUUCCAAUGAACCCUCCCCAGAUUUAGCUGAUUACCCUAUGGAUACUGUACCAAACAAGGUUGAACACUUGUGGUUUGCCCAAUUGUUCCAUGACAGAAAACAAAGAGCUGACAGAUUGGAAAUGACCAAGGAACAAAGAGCAAACACUCCAUACAUUGACUUUUUAAGACCAAUCAUUGCUGAUGCUGAUACCGGUCAUGGUGGUUUGACUGCUAUCAUUAAGUUGACCAAGUUGUUUGUUGAAAGAGGUGCUGCUGGUAUUCACAUUGAAGAUCAAGCUCCUGGUACCAAGAAGUGCGGGCACAUGGCUGGGAAAGUCUUGGUUCCAGUUCAAGAACAUAUCAACAGAUUAGUUGCUAUUAGAGCUUCUGCUGAUAUUUUGGGAUCUGAUUUACUUGCUGUUGCCAGAACUGACUCUGAAGCUGCUACUUUGCUUACAUCAACCAUUGACCACAGAGAUCAUUACUUUGUUAUUGGUGCCACAAACCCAGAAGUUCCAGAAUUGGCUACUUUGAUGACUGAAGCUGAAUCCAAGGGUAUCUAUGGGGAUAAAUUGGCUGCCAUUGAAGCUGAGUGGACUGCUAAGGCUGGUUUGAAGUUGUUUCACGAAGCAGUUAUCGAUGAAAUCAAUGCCAGUAACUUGUCUGAUAAGGCUGGUUUGAUUAAGAAGUUCACUGAAAAAGUUAACCCCUUAUCUGAAACUUCCAACAAGGAAGCCAGAAAGUUGGCCCGUGAUAUCUUGGGUAAGGAUGUUUACUUCAACUGGGAAGUUUCUCGUGCUAGAGAAGGUUACUACAGAUACAGAGGUGGUACUCAAUGUGCUGUUAUGAGAGGUAGAGCUUAUGCCCCAUAUGCUGACUUGAUUUGGAUGGAAUCUGCUUUACCAGAAUACGACCAAGCCAAGGAAUUUGCUGAUGGUGUCAAGUCUAAGUGGCCUGAACAAUGGUUGGCUUACAACUUGUCACCAUCUUUCAACUGGAACAAGGCUAUGCCACCAAAUGAACAAGAAACUUAUAUCAAGAGAUUGGGUAAGUUGGGUUACGUUUGGCAAUUUAUCACAUUGGCUGGUUUGCACACCACAGCCUUGGCUGUUGAUUCCUUUGCCAGAAACUAUGCUGAAAUCGGUAUGCGUGCUUAUGGCCAACAAGUUCAACAACCUGAAAUCGAACAAGGUGUUGAAGUUGUCAAGCAUCAAAAAUGGUCUGGUGCAGAAUACAUUGAUGGUUUGUUGAGAUUAUGUACUGGUGGUGUUACUUCAACUGCUGCUAUGGGUGCUGGUGUCACUGAAGAUCAAUUCAAGGAAGACAAGUCUAAAUUGUAA